CGGUGCUCGGCACCAGAGGCAUAGGCCAUGGCGUAGAUAGCCACUAGGCCUUUAUAUUUUGCUGCUAGGCCUGCGUGGAGGUGCCGCGCCACAGCCACAGGCAUCUUGUCCAGCUAGGAACUUGAAGGAUCGAUGCUUUCUUUCUCUCAAAGGGUAGCCAGUCAGCACAAGCUAGCAAAGCUAGUGAGAAGAAAGAAACUGGGGCGCCACUACUUAGAGAGAGAGGCACAGAGUGUGUGUAGAGAGACGAAGCGGCAGACGCGGUCGAAGCUGGCAUUUCGGCUCCCCGAUUCGUCGGAAACAAUUCGGGAGGCACAAGAAGGAAACUAGGAUCCCUUCCAUCUAUUUCGGAUCUUUCCCUUCCUGCCGUUGCUGCCAACUGUUUCUUUGGGCCGGCUGAUGCGUGAGACGCAAUCUGGCAAUGGCGGUGUCAUCGCCUUCCUCCGCUCCGGCAAAGAAGAGCAAGUGGCUACGCGGCAACAAGAAGGUGAUUGGCAGGUACCUCGGCGAGGCGCGGGCAGCUCUCGCUGCGGCGGCGCAGGACGACGAGGGAGGGGAUGACGCGGCGACGGCGGCGCUCGGGCUAGUCGCCGCGGUGCUGGACAUGUCGCCGCGGGUGGAGGCGGCGCUGGAGCUCCGGGCGCGCGCGCUCCUCGCGCUUCGGCGCUACCGCGACGUCGCGGACAUGCUCAGUGAUUACAUCCCCAGCUGUGGCAAGUCCUGCUCCGGCGACGAAGCGACCUCCUCCUCCUUCUUCUCGUCGUCCUCCUGCUCAUCCGGCUCCGGCGACCUCGCCGCCGCCUCCCGGAACGAGCUCCUGUCCCGGGGGCGCGACCGCUCCGACGCGGGCGCCGGCGCCUCCCGCUUCCUGUGCUGCUUCGACGUCUCCGAGCUGAAGCGCCGCCUCGUCGCCGGCUUCUCCAAGAACUCCAGCGGCGACGCCCAGUGGAGGUACUUGGUCUUGGGCCAAGCUUGCUUCCACCUCGGCUUAAUGGAGGACGCGGUGGUGCUACUCCAAACCGGCCGCCGCCUCGCCUCGGCGGCGUUCCGCCGCGAGAGCGUGUGCUGGUCGGAAGACAACUUUUCCCCAUCGAACUUGACGGCGAACGCUGUCUCCGUGCCCGCCAGCAGAAGAGCGUCCAAGUCCGGCUCGGCGCCAGUGGCGCCGGUAAGCGAGGCGGAGUCCGUGUCGCAGCUGCUAGCUCACGUGAAGCUCCUUCUCCGCCGUCGCGCCGCCGCCGUGGCGGCGCUCGAUGCCGGCAUCCCUGGCGAGGCCGUGCGCCAUUUCAACAAGGUGCUCGACGCGCGCCGCGGCGUGCUGCCGCACCCCUUCGCCACCGCCUGCCUCGUCGGCCGGGCCGCCGCGUUCCGCUCAUCCGGCCGGCCGGCCGACGCCAUCGCGGAUUGCAACCGCGCACUGGCGCUUGACCCGGCGUUCAUCCCGGCGCUGCGUGCGCGCGCCGACCUGCUCGAGUCGGUUGGGGCGCUCCCUGAUUGCCUCCGGGACCUUGACCACCUCAAGCUUCUCUACGACGCCGCGCUCCGAGACAGCAAGCUGCCGGGGCCGAGUUGGCGGCCACAGGGCGGCAUUCGCUUCAGUGAGAUAGCCGGCGCGCACCGCACGCUCACCGCCCGCAUGCAGCAGCUCCGCGGCCGCGUUACCGCAGGCGAGGGGUGCAGUGUGGAUUACCACUCCCUUCUUGGGGUGCAGCGUGGUUGCACGCGCCCGGAGCUGGAGCGCGCGCACCUCCUGCUCACGCUGAAGCUCAAGCCCGACCGUUCGGCGUCGUUCGCGGAGCGGCUCGAGCUCGUGGACGAGCACCGUGACCUUGAGGCCGUGCGAGAUCAGGCACGCAUGUCGGCGCUGUUCCUGUACCGGAUGCUGCAAAAAGGCUAUUCGUUCAUCAUGUCAGCCGUGCUGAAGGAGGAGGCUGCGGAGAGGCAGAGGGCCAAGGACGCCGCCGCGACUGCUGCCUUGGCCGCCGUGGCAGCUUCAGGACCCAAGCAGCAACAAGAAGAAGAAGAAGUAACAGUGCCGAAGAAGCCCAUGUCGGAGAAUGUUCCCAGUGCGAACGGCGGCAUUGUUCAGGUUGCCAUGCCGGAAGCGAUGGCACCAGUAAUUCCAAUGCCCAGGACCGUGGUGACCGCGGCAACUGCAGCGACAACAAUCAGCCCGCCGUUCCAAGGCGUGUUCUGCCGCGACAUGGCAGUGGUCGGGACCCUGCUGACCCGAGGCGGCUUCGACCGCCCGAUUCCGGUGAAGUGCGAGGCAAUUAGCUGCUGAUCGUCGAGUGGUUGAAACAGUAGCAGACUCUGGAAUUGGCGGGAAAAAUGCAGAGGAAGUUUGAAGCGUUUUCAUCCAUAAACCUGCUGUAGUUGCAGCACUAGCAUUGUACAGUUUGGGAAGGCGCUUUCUAGGGGGGCUCGGGGGAUAACGAGCGAAGAUAGGAUCCAAGCAGCGCCAGGGAAAUUUUGAUUUCGUCUUGUUUAUCGUGUCAGGUCCUUUGCGAGUUUGUUAUAGUUUCUCUUCUGAAAUCUGGUCGUGUAGAUGCUGCUACUACUCCUUGGAACUGCAAAUUUGUACAGUUUUCCAUUUCCUUUUUCUUUAUUCAUGAUUCUGCUCUCUACUUGUAACAUGCAGACCUCCAGGUCUCUACUAUCUUAUGCAUGGCCUGCAGAUUUCCUCUUUGCUUCGAUCUGUUCGCGUCUGGAAGCUGAUGAACAGUGUGAUGGAAGAGACGGCAUCAUCAGUUCAUCA
Messenger RNA from Phragmites australis (common reed), 2758 nucleotides. RefSeq lists its product as uncharacterized. Bases 422 to 2284 code for a protein of 620 amino acids. Gene Ontology annotation, molecular function: protein binding. The transcript has 3 exons. The record is from RefSeq and is a predicted model, not a curated record. NCBI's taxonomy places the organism in Eukaryota, Viridiplantae, Streptophyta, Magnoliopsida, Poales, Poaceae.